This is a messenger RNA of Haplochromis burtoni (Burton's mouthbrooder), 4718 nucleotides long. It is a transcript of the gene fancc, whose product is annotated as FA complementation group C. Gene Ontology annotation, cellular component: Fanconi anaemia nuclear complex. Gene Ontology annotation, biological process: interstrand cross-link repair; nucleotide-excision repair; cellular response to oxidative stress. Lineage: Eukaryota; Metazoa; Chordata; Actinopteri; Cichliformes; Cichlidae. The record is from RefSeq and is a predicted model, not a curated record. The coding region runs from base 1887 to 3635 and encodes 582 amino acids. The transcript is spliced from 15 exons.
CGUAAUUUGAAACUACAGGAGCAAAUUGACGUGUAACUGUAGAGUGGUUUAAUUAAUUAGCGAACAGCUGAGAUACCAGGAGUUGCGGGCUACGAAGGAAGAAAAUCAGCGCUGGGCUCAUGCAGCAGUAUGAAACCGAUUGGCAUAGGAGUUGUAAUUCGAAGUUAUGUGUGUUAACACUGAAGUGACAAUGUUUCAGCAUGUGUACUGACAUCAUGUGGUGUGGCGUAGUUACUGCAUUCAAGCCGUUGAGCUUCUGUGUUUGGAAACUGACAGGUACAGCUCAAUUUGUGGGAGUACCUGCCUUUAUUUUGUGUUUUACAAUAAAUUUAAGGAUUUUGGUGGUUAAUUAUUAUUAUUAUUAUUAAUAGAUCACUUUGGGAAGUAGCGAUGUGUUGCUGAAAUUAAAAUUAGAUUAAUAGAUUGUCAGUACCAAACUCUCUUUGGUUUCCACUUAGUUUUCAGCUGCAAAAAAGGCAUGGCCCUUUUGUAGAAAUUCUUUGCGAAUUACAGAUGAAUGAAGAUGUUUUGCUAGCUAAUAUAUUAAGUAUGAGAAUGCUUUGUUGCAACCCAACUAAUAAGCCUUUUUGCACAGUUGAACAUUUUGCAGUUGUUGAGGUGAAAGUAAUAGCAUAUAAUUCACAUAAUUUUCCACUUAUUAAGUUACUGUAUGGCUCUUGUUGCUUUGUCUACACUGGUUAAAAUGAAUAAAUGCAUUACUUUGUUAUUCUAAACUCUUUAACAAAACUAAUAUUGUGACAGCCCUUCUCAGUUAUUCCAAGUGUUUUUAAAUAUGACAUAUUUGAGCAUACAGAAGUAAAUUUGCCAGAAGUGAUGUUUGACUGAUUUGAUUAUACUGAAAUAAUGUCAACAAUCUCAUAAUUGGAACAGCAAACGCAGAGUAACCCAAAGUCCACAAGCUUAGUUUAACAAAUCUUCAAAGAAAAUAUUUGACCAGUCACAUCUCGUUCCUGCUCCAAAAUGUGUUCAGCCAACACCAGAGCUGCUGACGAGUGUGUUUGUGCAUGUACAUAUUUCUUCUGACAUGCAUUUGGACCAACAACUUUGUGUGACCACAGUUUUUAGCAUGUUCCUGUGUGAUAGAAAUUGUGGGUGACAUCAUUACUUUUAGUUAUUAAGCACGUAGUUCUUUUUCAAUUCUACUUUACUGAAAAAUGGAGCCCCUUAGACACAAGUCAACAAGGGGUGUUUGUUCCUAAUUUGGUCUGGGUUUUUUCCUGCCUGAAAAUGAGUAUUUAUAUAUUCACAUCAGCGAGCCAUAGGGGCUUUCCAGCAGAGAUGAUGGCAAGACAUUAAACAAAUCGUGUGUAACGACGUGAUCAUAAAACACAACUCUGUGGUGUCCCACGCAGACCCGUCAUUAUAGCAAAAAACAACAAAUACACACACCAUUCUCAGCAGGCUAUUUACAGACACGAAACACAUCCUCACACACACACACACACACCCCACACACGUUUUUUCUCUCCCCGUCUUCAUAAAAGGUGAAGAAUGUGCUGUUUAUUUUUCAGUAGGUUGUCAUGAAUGUGUGUGCGAGUAGGCCUGAUCGCCGAGAGGUUAUCAUAAUCGGAUUUGCCUCAAUUUAUUUUCUGCUUGUUGUAAAUUCAGCUUGUUAUUGGAUUAUCCCCCUGUGCCACCUGUGCUUCAAAGUUUUGGAACACAUAUUAAAGAAGAGCACAGCAAUAACAUUGGCAGAUUGAAAUUAUUAACUGAUAUAUUUGGAUUAAUGUUUUCAAUACAGGGCAGCACGUUGGUGUGGUGGUUAGCACUGUUGCCUCACAGCAAGAAGGUUCUGGUUUCAAAGGAGUUUCCGUGUUCAACACUGUUUACAGCUCCUCAGUAAAUUUUCAUUGACCAGCAGCCAAAUGUCUGAGCAGCAGCCACUGAGCCAGCCCCUGCAAACUGAAGAGCCAUUGCUGAAUGACCAGGAGAUGCAGUUCUGGCUGGACAAAGCAGUGGCAUGGGGCCAGGCUGACAGUCCGGACACGCAGAAAGACACCUGCCUACAUAUGAGCAGACUUAGGGAUUUCCUCCACCAGCUUCUUACACAAGUGAACAGCAUGAGCUCAACAACAGAAACCAUGAAGAGGCUGCCCUUCUUAGGCCAGCUUUUGGGUCGGCUGUGCUGGAAUCCUUAUAUCACCGUGUGUGAUACAAGCAGAGGGCUGCUGCUUGGGUGUCUUUGGGGACUGUACUCAGAGCGUCCAAGCAAUGCUGUGGAGAAAAAAGCCAACCAGUGGAUACGGAAAGUAUUGUGUCAGCUUUCCACAGAAGAAGAUGAAACUGCAGCACAAGCGUUAAUGAAGUGUACGGGUGUACCAGCUAAAGAGUACCACCUUAAAGUCCUGAGAAAGAAGGUGGCGCUGCUGCAGGAAAACGUUGGACAAAGCUGCACAUUAUUUAACAGUCAGAGGUGUUCAUGUGACAGGAUUGUGGAUAUAUCAAAGGCAUGCAUCCCCAUUGUCACUUGUCCCGAGGCAUCUUCUCUCAUUAGUCUAUUGCUACAGCGGCCGGUGGCUUGUGUCACAGAAGCUCUCAGUGAAGACUUUCUGAAUGCUUUGACCUCUGCUUACUCAAGGCAGGGUUUGGCAUUGGAGGAGCAGGCCUUGGUAUCUCUGUGGUAUCACAGCUUUUACAGCCUGGAAGAAGCAGUCCUCAGUCUGUUGCAGUCUGUUAUAACUACAGGGUUAACACCACAGAAGCUAGAGCAACAAGUAGCACAGUCACUGCUGCCUAAAGCUUGUGCUCAGCACUGCUCAAUAUUCUUGGUUGUAAAUGACAUCUUUAGGUCCAUCCUUAAGCAAGCUGAAGGAAAUGAGUCUGUUAAGACUCUGGUCCAAACCUUUACCAAGUGUUUCCUGAGGGAACUGGCACUGCUGAAGCCUCAGACAAGCAUAUCUGUGAAAGCCUUCUUCCCACAGUCGCCUUCAAGUCUGCUGGUUCCCCUCUUGACGAUGCCAUCAGAGAUGCCUCAGGGGGCUUGGAGAAAUCACCUGAACUGGCUGAGCAGCUCAUUACAGAGACUGACAGAGGAGGAAGAGGAGGGAGACGGCAGAAGCACCAGGGGGCACCACAACGUGUUUGAGGCCUGGUUCCUGCUGGUUCAGUGUGCCCACUGGGUACAGGUGGCUGUCCAGCUGCUGGUCACAUCUGGGACUGAAGAUGGUGAUCCCUUCCUGUGGCUGUUGAUAUUCUACCACUACCCCACCAAGAGGUGGCACCACAGAGCUUCACAGCUGGCACGGGCCAAAGAAGCUUGGAACCACAUACGCACUCUUUUCUCAGGCGCAGCUCAUCCUCUUCCCAGCGACCGCCUGCAGUCACUGGGCACGCUGGUUUCACCACAACCUGAGCAGCAAUCAUUUGCUCCAUCAUUGACUGUCAGCCUUUUGGUUAAUGUUGCCGUUUUCUGCCAGCUACCACCAAGUGGCUCAGCAGAGGUUUUACAGGCGUCAGUCCAGGUGGUGGAUCAGUCUGGUCUGCUUGAUGAAGCAGCAUGUGUUCUCAGCUCACUGGAGCUCAGACUAAACGAAGGAUGCUGUUUAUCAAGAGACACAGUUCAUCUAAGGAUCAAGGAACUUCAAAAGACGAUAACGCAAAUGCAUUCAGAGUGAGCAAUAGGCACACACGCACAAUUACAUACAAAAUUGUACAAAACCACGCAACUGUGCGCUCAUCCCUGGGCUUUUAGCUCGUUUGCAGAAUAACAAAUAGCCAUGCUCUCUUGUUGAUAUACCGUGGAGCGGUGACAGGACUGUGUCAAAACAACGGAGCCAGGUCACAGACAUACGCACACAACAAACAACUGCCGAGGCCCACAAGGACACUCUGCGUGACAGAUCACGCUGCAUAGCAGCAGCAGCUCGUACGACGUGUCAGAGUCCUCCCACUCUCAUAAUUGCCUCACAAUAUAAAUCCUUCAUGCUACACAUGCCGACUGUAAGACGUAGGUUUGUGGGGAGGAAAGCCAAAUGCCAGUUAUCGUCGUGUAAUUACUGUUUCUGGCUUGAAAAACAUGCUCCAACUGUGCUGAGUGUAUGAUAAAUGUAAAUGAUUAAUGUCACUCAUGCAGAUAUUUCUGUAUGUACUUGUACUGUAUGUAAAUAGCUUUAUUGUUUGUAAAGCUCAAGGUCUAGGUCACAUUUGAUUUAAAACUGGAAGCAAACGGUGCUUUUAGAUUACACUUACUGUUACUACUAGCUGACUGCUGCUGGAGUUGGACAGAAUGUAAACAAAUACAUGUGCAUGUAUUUAUGCAAACUAUGCAUGUAUAGUUUGUAGAAGAAUUAAUUUUUGGCUUCUUUCAUUAUUCAGGAAAUAGUUUUUGUUGUAUGAUGCAUCAUUCAAAUGAAAAAUUAGUGAUUUCUGGAAUUUGUGCGCUUAAAAAUGUCAUUGAACCAUUAAGUAUUAGCAGAACAUUAGUGCUGCGCUGUUUUUUGUUAUUUUUAUGCUCUGGAUUUGUGAAACAAAAGAUAUACAUCCUCAUAUUAAUCAAUUAAAUGCACUUGUUAUGAAACACCUUAUUAUAAGUCUCCUCGCCUUCUUAUCCUCUGCAUGUCAUAGUGGGACAUAAGACCACAUCAAGUUCCCUCCACGCUGAGCUUCCCUCCAGGUGUAGCCCAUCUCCUGUAGCUCUGCCGCAACAUUUCUCCUCCAGGUGCUAUGGAGUCUGCCUGGCUGUAAUAAGUGUCUCGGAU